Drosophila mauritiana is the source of this 1355-nucleotide messenger RNA. RefSeq names its product probable G-protein coupled receptor Mth-like 6. Gene Ontology annotation, molecular function: G protein-coupled receptor activity. NCBI's taxonomy places the organism in Eukaryota, Metazoa, Arthropoda, Insecta, Diptera, Drosophilidae. The transcript is spliced from 6 exons. Bases 22 to 1308 code for a protein of 428 amino acids. The record is from RefSeq and is a predicted model, not a curated record.
UUCAUCGAACCACGUUCCAAAAUGCUGAAGUCUGUGAAAUUAUUUAAUGUAUUUAUUUUUCUAAUUAUUCUAUACGAGUCGAAAGCGAUAAUGUCUGACUGUAUUCAAACGGUGGAUAUUGGUGUUUUAAAAAGUGUGGAUGACUAUUUUAUGCACGGAAAACUCCAAGUUCCUGUCAAUGGAACGGAACAAUUCAGUUGUACAAAUCCGAGAGGUGUAAACCAUACAAGAUCAUGUUUCUGUAAAGGGAGCAACUGCGUCCUAUAUUGUUGUUCCACUAAGACAUUUGCGCCCACUGAAGAGUGCAGCAUUAUUGCAUUAAUCUUAAUGAAUGCCAUCAAAAAUGUAACUGUCGAGGAUAAUAUCAAAGUUAGAGAUUAUUCCUGUGCAGAGCCUAAGAGUAAUUGGCAUACAUUGGCACAGAAUAAUACUCUAGAUAUAAAACUACACCAAUGGAGCCGAAUGGGACGUAAUGAAAAUAUCUAUAACUUUAAGCUGAUCCUAUGCCAGAACUUGAUGCCAGGUGUGCGCGAACUUGGUGUGAUUUCAUGUGUAUGCUAUGUACUGACUAUUGCGGUUUAUCUGUACUUAAGGAGACUUCGGAAUUUACACGGCAAGUGCUUUAUCUCCUGCUUCAUCUGCAUGUUUAUGAAAUGCCUCUUCUGGUUUUCGAACUUAAACUCCUCUGUAGCAGGUUAUAUGAGCUACUUCUUCUGGACGGCCUCGUUUCUUUGGUUCUCGGCUAUGAAUCAUGUUUUUUACAAAGCUUUCGAUCAUUGUAAUCCAAUGGGUCCCGGAUUUCGGUUCUAUUGUUUAUUUGUCUGGUUAACUGCUGCAAUCUGGACCGUAGUUAUUUGUUUAGUUGGUUAUUUCUUGGAGAACGACGCAACAUACAUUUUUCCGUAUUCCAUUGAAUCGAACGCUGUGAACUAUCCAUACACAGUUGUAUUCUACUAUGGACUGAUGCUGAUUUUAGGCCUUCUCAACACGUUCAUCAGUGUUCUGAACGUAAAGACGAUUUUGAGAAAUGGGAGGGUCAUUUAUAAAUUCAGUCCAGUGCUGCCGUUAGGGAGGGGCAUGUUUUGGCCGAGAAUACUUACGUUAUUGGGAGUUACUUGGAGUCUGGAUUUGAUUCUUUGUAUAAUGCAGACCUAUGAUUUUGUUCCACAGCUUUUGUGGUUAGCCGACUAUAUUCAUGCGUCGUUUGGUAUUUCGAUUUUUUUGUUAUUUAUCGUUAAACGUAACACCAUUCAAUGGCUCAAGGAGGGAAACCCGAUUGAGGAAAUUUCGCCAACUCCGCAGGCCUAAGGAGGUGAAACAUCUUUCUAAACAAAUGAAAAUCAUUUUGUAUUCAU